Grosmannia clavigera kw1407 is the source of this 1689-nucleotide messenger RNA. RefSeq lists its product as uncharacterized. The transcript is spliced from 3 exons. The coding region runs from base 1 to 1689 and encodes 562 amino acids. NCBI's taxonomy places the organism in Eukaryota, Fungi, Ascomycota, Sordariomycetes, Ophiostomatales, Ophiostomataceae. The record is from RefSeq and is a predicted model, not a curated record.
AUGGCCGAGGAACAGAAGCCCGUCGAGGUCCCCGCCGUUGAGGCACCGGCCGUUGAGCCCGUUGUCGCUGAGGCUACGCCUGCUGUCGAGGUCGUCGCUGAGACCCCUGCUGCCGCUGAGCCGGUUGUUGAGGCUGCUGCCGUUCCCGUCGAGGCUGCUGUUGAGGAGCCGGCUGCCGAGGCCGCUGCUGCCCCCGCCGAGGAGGUGAAGGAGGAGGUCAAGCCCAUCGAGGAGGGUGUCCUUGAGGCCAAGGGCACUAGCUUCCCCAAGAAAUUUCUCUACACCAAGAAGUUCUUCUGGUUCGGCAACGAUGCUCUGAGUGCAAAGGACCUGGCUGCAUACGUGAAGAGCGAAAAGGCAACGGAUGUUGCCCACCACGUCAUCUCGUGGGCUUCGGAGACCGGCAAGGGCCUUCUCCUCUACGGCGAGAAGCCGGGCGACAAGUCUACUGCUCACGGUGUGAUUCAGCUGGCCGAUGCCUCUGAGCCGACUGCCGAGGGUACCCACAAGUUCCAGCUCACCUCGAAGGGCCACAAGCACAUCUUCAAGGCUUCUUCCACUGCCGAGCGCGACAACUGGGUCAACCAGAUCAAGGCCAAGAUUACUGAGGCCAAGGAGCUCGCCGCUACCGUUGCUGAGAGCGAGGCCUACAAGAACACUCUUGCGUCUUUGAAGCCUGCGAAGAAAGAGACCCCCAAGGAGGCUCCCAAGGAAGAGAAGAAGGAGGAGGCUGCUGCCCCGGUCGAGGCUGAUGCUCCGGCUGAAACUGAGGCCGAGACCGCCGAGCCCGCUGCCGCUGUUGAGGAGGCUCCUAAGGAGGCCCCCAAGGAGGAGGAGAAGAAAGAGAAGAAGGAGGAGAAGGGACGCCGGUCUGCUUCGCGCAAGCGUGCUUCGAUCUUCGGCAACUUCAUUGGCAAGAAGGACGACAAGAAGGAGGUCACCGAGCCUGAGGUCGUCAAAGAGGACGAUGAAGAGGCUGUGGCUCCCGCCGAAGCUGUGGCCGAGGAGGCUGCCGCUGCCCCUGCUGCCGAGGCCCCUGUCGUCGAUGUCGAGGCCGCUGCUGAGGCCGCUGCUCCGGAGGUUAAGAGCCCGUCUGCCAAGCGGGCCAGCAUCUUCGGCAACCUUGGCUUCUCCAAGAAGAAGGUUGAGCAGGAUAAUGCCCCGGCCCCUCCCGCCAAGGAUGUUCCGGCCGAUGCUGCUGUUUCGGAGUCUGCUCCGGUGAUCCCGGCCGUCGAGACGUCGGAGCCGCUGUCGACUGACGUCAGCGCUCCCAUUGUUGAGUCCCCGGCCGAGGCUGCUGCUGAGGCUGCCCCCGUGUCCGACAGCGAGACCAAGAAGGAGGUGAAGAGCGACAAGCGUAAGUCGACUCUGCCGUUCAACUUUGGCAGCAAGAAGGACAAGUCCGACGAUGAGGGCGAGAAGAAGUCGUCGCCGUUCUCCAAGUUCCGCGCCACUGUCCGCCUGAACCGGAAGGAGAAGACGCCGGCCAAGGCUGAGGAGACGGUCGAGGAGGCGGCUGCACCUGCCGAAGUCGAGGCUGAGGCUGCUGCCGAGACUGAGGCCCCCGUCGAGGAGGCUGCUGCUGCCCCGGCUGAGGCCGCCGAGGCUGUCCCUGCCACCAUUGCUGAGGAGGCUGCGGAGAAGCCGUCUGUUGUCGCUGCCACUCCCCAGGUUGCUGCUACCGCUUAG